Messenger RNA from Scophthalmus maximus (turbot), 2743 nucleotides. RefSeq lists its product as uncharacterized. The record is from RefSeq and is a predicted model, not a curated record. Bases 326 to 2464 code for a protein of 712 amino acids. Lineage: Eukaryota; Metazoa; Chordata; Actinopteri; Pleuronectiformes; Scophthalmidae. The transcript is spliced from 15 exons.
GUGGACACACACACACACACACACACUGACCGGGUGCAGCUCUCCGAUCACCAUGCCGAGGGCCAUCUCUCUGGCGUCACUGGAGUGUCCGACGUCCUCGAAGCUCUCGGUGGCGUUUCCUCCGGCCUGCUCCCUCAGCACCUCCUCUCCUCCCGGGUGCUGCGCGAGGAAACGACCCGACACAUUACAAAUGGAUCUUCAUAUGGAAACAGACGAGUCCUGCCAAGGAUUCACUUUGUCCCCGAGUGAACCAUGACGCCGUCCGGGUUAACUAUUGGUCAACACGCCCUCAACCUGGAGCGAAUCACCGGCCCCGAUCGAGGUGAUGGGUCAAAGCAGGAUGAGUGGUGUCCAGCGGUCACUGUUCUUCCUCGGCCUUCCCGACCUGAAGGAGCUGGUCUGCGUCACUCUGAGUCUGCAGGACGACGAGGAUCCGAGGGGCAAACAGAUUCACAUCUGCAGAGAGCUGGUGCUGCUGUUCACGGACGUCCUGGCCUCGCCCGCUCUGGACUCCUUCACUCACAUCACAGUGGUCGUGGCCAUCCAGUUUCUCCAGAGCGGCGCCCUCCGGGCGUUCGGACACAGACGUCGUCUGCAGCUGGGCUCUCCUCAGUGUGUGUUUCCAGGUGACCUGCAGUGUUGUCUGUCCUACUCUCUGAUCACCAGACUGGCUCCCAGCUGGAACAAAGCAGGACUCUACCUCGUCUCUGGAAAGGGCUUCCUGGCGGAGAGGGGGAGGCUGAACGCCGUCAGCAUGGAGCUGAGCACCAGUGAGGGUCAACUGUGCUUCAGCAUCGACCCCAGCAGCGUCAGACUGCCGCCAACCACCCUGGAGGACUUUAACCUCCCUCCAUUAGCUCUGCGGAGGUUCUGCAGUGAUCGCGACUCCGUCCUCGACCCCGCCUCCUCGGGGGGAACCACCUGGUGUCACGUCCUGCCCAGCAUGAAGAAAGGUCAGAUAAUCACCAUCAGCCGUCGCCUGCCACGAGACGGACCCUUCAGGACCUACGCAGACCUGCAGAGCCACUGGAACCGCCUGUACGGGUACCGACUCCCUGAGCUCGCAGAGGAGGAGGUGGUGUACUGCAGCGUUUACUUCAGACUGGUGGGAGAGAGACUCUUCACCUAUCCUCUGAGCUGCAUCCGCCUGCAGCCGCCGCAGUGCUGCCCACGGGCCGACCUGCAGGGGGCGCUGCUCUCCUUCCUGUCUGACGUCAGGGACCGAGUGCAGAGUGUGUGUGGCUUUCCUGCACGCCUGACCAGGAAACCCCUCACGGCCAGUCUCAACAGUGCAGCAUCAGCACAGGUGCUGAGUGAUGAUGAACAGCUCCCCGCUCCUCCUCCUCCUCCCCGACCUGUGAGGCCCUCCCGUGGUUCGCAGCCACCGGCAUGGACCCCCCUCUCCCAGCAGGUCGAAGCUCAGGGGCUUCUGGGUAAUGGAGGCCGAUUUGGGAGCCGUCUGACUCAAAGUCAGGGGUGUCGAGGAGUCAGAGCCUGGCCUUCAUCAUCUUCAUCCUCCUCACAUGUUUCUAUUUCCUUUCCUGAUCCCUCGGAUCAACAGUCAGCCCCCUCCCUCUCCUCUUCCUUCUCCUCUUCCUCUUUUGUCCGACACUUCCAGUCAGCCUCAUCCCUCACCUCCUCCUCAGUCCUGCCCCCCCCUCCUCCUCCUCCCCCGACUCAAACCUCGAUGAAUGCUGCUCCCAGACUGGUUCCCAUCUUCAAGAACAAGCAGCCAUCGCGCCACGUGAACGUCGCCCUGCUGCGGGUCCAGAGGACGGAGGAAGAGGAGGGGAGGAGGAGGCUGACCCUACCGCCCUCCAGGAAGAACAGACCAACUUCCUCUCCUCUUCCUCUUCCAGACUCCUCCUCCUCUUCUUCUCUUGCAUCCCUUCCAAUUCCCCCUCCGCCGAUCAUUCCUCGCUUCAACUGUCGCCGCGGGCCUCACAGCGGCGCCACCCCUACGCGGCCAGCUCGCCCCAAAAUCAGGCGCAUGUCCAGCCUCAGUCCCGCGUCCAAGUCGGGACCCGGGCUCCUCCUCCUCCUCGCUCCAAACACAGAGAUGAAGCACGGACGAGCAAAGUCCGGCUCCAAAACCCAUGUGAAAUUCGGCACUGUUAGCGAAUCCGUCACUGAUUCCGGACGCAAGUUGCAGGAGAAAGCAACAGAACAACCGUCAGCUGCUCUGCCCGAGACUCCUCCACCUCCUCCACCUCCGACCUCCUGCGACAAGGACACGACCUCCACCAGCGGCGGAGCGGGAGUUGUGUUCGAAUGCAAGCCGAAGAAAUCCAGAGUCGCUGUGCGAGACGUCGAUGUGGAGAAAAUGGCCAGAAGCAACCAGUUGUUCAGGGUGAACUCUGCGACGCUGCUGGUCUGGUUGAGAGGACGAGGAGUGAGCGUCAGCGGCAAACACAAGAAGGACGAGCUGAUGCUGAAGGUCAUGGGCUGUCUGGCCGAGGCCUGACACACACACACACACACACACACACACACUUUGAGGGAUUAGCGCUGUGCUGAGGCUUUGAUCUGUUUAGUUCUGUUUGAAAGAGAUUUCCUCUUCUCAGAGAAACACACGUUAAAAAACCUUGAACACAGUUUGUUGUGUCGUACAGGAGGUUGUUUUGAAUUCAGUCAGAUGUCUUCAUACAUCUGUAUUCUACCAUACAGUGUUUAUUCAGAAGUGUUGUUACUGGAACUGUUGUAAAGUCUAUUUUAUUCAGUAAAACCUGAGGUCAGUACUUCA